GAUGAAAGCUUCUUCCUUAGUGAUAUUAUUUGCAGCAAUCGGUUCUUCUUCUUCGUCAAACUCCGAUGUGAAGAGCCACGAUAAUAUCGGUUUACCUCUACCAUUUGUAUAUCCAUCUGGCACUGGGGGUGGUGACAAUUGCCACUUUCCGUUUUAUUCAGGCCAAUCAAUUUGGUUUGGCUGUCAAUAUGGGGGCAUUGGUUAUGCUCCUUGGUGUAGCACUGUUGCCAACAAAGAUGAAAAUAAAAUCGGUUUUUGUAUAUUUGACGACUGUAAAUUUACUCCAGAUGGAGCAGGUUACAAGGGAACUUUAGCAGUAACAAACUUUGGGAAUCCCUGCAUUAGCUGGACUAGUGAGCCUACUUUUACAUCUAUUGGUAUUCCUGAAUCAACAACUGCAGAGGCCAAUAAUUAUUGUAGAUCUGCUUUACCUGGAUUUAUACCAGAAAUGAUGUGCUUUAUACAAAAUCCUGACCCUUUUGGUUAUCCAUUUGUUGAAACAUGUGGCGCUGUAAUUCCUAUGUGUGAGAACCUUAAGUAUAAUUGUCAAGAAAGACUUGUCACUCCUUUACCUGGUGUCUCGUUUACGGCCAAUACUACCAGAAAUAGUACAUUCCCUAAUCAUGCCAAGGUUAGUGCUUCUUCCGUUUGGUGUGCUGCGGUAAACGAUGAAUAUCAAUGGUUGCAAAUAGAUUUUGUAACAAGACAUGCUUUUGUUGGAAUUGGAAUGUAUGUCCCUGGGGCUGCUGAUGGAUAUGUGUCUACGUAUCGUUUGCUUUUAAGUAAUGAUUCUGUUAUUUGGAGCGAUACACUAACUAUAGAAGAAAUUCAAGGCCCUACUCGAAAAAAUGAAUACGGAGUAGAAAUAUUUUUAGAAUUUUCACGGUACAUUCGAAUUAUUCCGAUAACGUGGGUUGACAAUAUUUGCCUUCAAGUUGAAAUAGGAGGAUGUGAAUAUUAUAAUCCUUGCUAUUCAUUUCCUUGUCAAAACAAUGGAACUUGCCAGGGAAAUUCUUUCCAUCGUUCUUUCACUUGUACCUGCACACUUGAUUUUACGGGAAAAACGUGCGAUAGUUAUGUUGAUUUUUGCCAAUCUAAACCUUGUCAAAAUGGAGGAAAUUGUACAAAUACGAGAAUUCUUGGAAUAAAUAGUACUAAAUAUACGUGCGAUUGCGAUUCUGCUGGUUUUUAUUCUGGUGUUCAUUGUGAAAUCGGGUCGGCAGAAUCAUGUGUUCGGUUAUUUGAGUAUAACAUAACCAGAAGCGAUUUUUAUACCUUAAAUACAAGCUUUUCCAAAGAGUGUGAAAUGAAAAAGAAAGCUAUACAAAUUCAUCAAGUAACCUUCAUUCUUAUGAUACUAGAUAACAUAACUACUGGUCUAGAAUGUGCUAACAUGUGUUUAAGAAAUGAACUUUGUAGAGCAGCAUCAUUAACAAGGAGCCCCUAUUAUUGUUUUCUUCACUCAAAAGAAGAUGAAGUUGAGCUGCUUAAUGUAAACCUUAAUAGAAAUUCAGAAUUUUACGUUAAGGAGUGUAGUUUACUAUUUAGAGCAUUUUGUGAAUUUGAUGUUGUAGCAAGAAAGGUUAAAACUGCAAUUUUCACUUUGAAAACAGGUUUGAAAAUAGUGCCUUAUUCACCUCCUGAGCGUUUUCAAUAUUUAGUUCGUUAUGAGGCUACGGAAAGUCAAAUUGCUUCUCUAAAAAAUAAUUCACAUUCUUGUCAGCAAAGCUUUCUACAAAUGUGUUCUUUUUCUAGUAACAGCGAUUGGUCAAUUCAAUUCCAUGACUUUAACAUAAAAAAAUUUACUGAGGGACAUAAAGUAUCUUGCAGUAAAUGUCUAUUGGAUGAACAAUGCAUACCAAGUACUGAAUGCGCUUGUGCAGCUGGUGUAGGAAAUUCUCUAGAUAGUGGGCAUUUUAGAAAAUUAACUGAUAUACCAAUAAGAGCCGUCAGUAGUGGAAAUAGUAAUCCUGCUUACAACUCAAUGUCUUUUGCUGUUGGCCAUUUUGUUUGUGAGUUUGACUUGGCCAAAUCAGAUCCUUGUUCACCAUCACCCUGUUUCAACGGAACCUGUAUUACAAUAGGAAAUAAUUAUAUAUGCAAUUGCACUAAUGGCUAUGGAAAUUAUGACUGCAGUUACGAUAUAGACGAAUGUGCAUCCUCUCCAUGUCGAGACAUUUCAACUAUUUCAUGCACUGAUUUAGUUAAUGAAUACAAGUGCAACUGUAAUCCAGGAUUUACAGGAAAGAACUGUGAAACUCACAUCGAUGACUGUUCUUCGUCACCUUGUGAAAAUAAUGGAUCAUGCAUUGACAACGAUAAUUUCUAUACAUGUUUGUGCUUUCCAGGUUUUUACGGAGUACGAUGUCAGAAUGAGUAUAAUGAAUGCCAACCGAAUCCUUGUAUCAAUGCUGAUAGUUGCACUGAUAAAGUUAAUGACUACGAAUGCCUGUGUCUUCCAGAUACUAAAGAAUGUGAUAGUAAUCCUUGCUUGCAUAACGGUGAAUGUAAAGAAAAUACCAUUAAUUCAUAUACUUGCAAGUGUCGAAGUGGCUUUUCGGGAGAUCGGUGUGAAAUCGAUGAAGACGAAUGUGUAUCUGAGCCUUGUUUUAAUGGCGCAACUUGUCAAGAUGCAAAAGGAUUUUACCUCUGUGUUUGUACAGAAGGAUUCAGUGGUAGCAGAUGUCAAGAAAAUUUGAAUGAUUGCAUCGUGAAUAAUUGUAAAAAUGGAGGUAGUUGUAUUGAUGGUAUUGCCGAUUAUAGUUGCUAUUGUGUUUCUGGAUAUGAAGGGGACCACUGUGAGAUAGAGGUAGAAGAAUGCCUAUCGGACCCCUGUAAAAAUGGCGGCUCCUGUUUUGAAGGAAAUAUUGGGGAAUAUCGCUGCGAAUGUCCAAAUGGAUUCACUGGUUCACAAUGUGAGGUUAACAUAGACGAUUGUAAAAUAGAGCCUUGUUUAAAUAAAGGCCAAUGUGUCGAUGGUAUAGCAGAUUUUACUUGUAAUUGCCCUCCUCCUUUCACUGGCCACAUUUGCAAUGCAGUAAUAACGGAUGGUGAAUGGGGUGGAUGGCAAGAUUGGUCUUCCUGCUCUGUUGAUUGUGGACUUGGAGUUAGAAUCCGCAAAAGAUCUUGUAACAAUCCUUUACCUCGGAAUGGAGGUAGAGUAUGCAAAGGAGACAUUUCUCAACUUGAGUUGUGCAACGAAAGUGAAUGUACAUCAAGAAAUGGUAAUUGGGGGCUUUGGUCGGUUUGGUCUGCUUGCAGUGUAACUUGUAGUUCUGGCUUUAGAAGCAAAUUAAGAAAAUGUAAUAAUCCUACACCAAUCAAUGGAAAAGAUUGCGAGGGAGAAGCCGAAAUAACAGAGGGCUGUGAAGAGGUCGAAUGUGGGAGUCCUGUAGAUGGAAAUUGGAGUCCUUGGGGAAGUUGGUCAUCCUGCUCACAUUCGUGCGACCCAGGUGUAAAAUUUAGAGAAAAGCUAUGUAAUUCACCAAAGCCUCAAUGGGGUGGAAAAGAUUGCGUUGGUAUACACAGAGAUUAUCAGAGUUGCCAAGUUAAAGCUUGUACGACUAUAAAGAAAUGUCCGGACAACUUUGAGAACUGGAGUGAAUGUGAUAAAGAAUGUGGAGUGGGAAAACGAUCCAGAUUGAAGACUUGUUCAGUCGAAUAUGCAGAAAAAGGAAACCAAUCUCAAGCAAUUAAGCAUAGUUUUUUACAAUAUGAACACGAAUACUGUUUUGAGAGAGAUUGUUCAACUUUGACUUGUAUGAAUUGUGAAGCAGUCUUAGACUUUACAAUCCGAAAAUUUACCUGUAGAGGACCAAAUGUGCCAUGUUCGGAAUCAAAUACUGUAUGCCUUUACAAAUUCGUAAAAAAUAAUUUGAAGUCUAGUAUUACCAAGAGAUGCGGACAAGAAAGUGAAUGUCCAAAGCAGCUAUCAGAAAAAUGUUCAAUUGCGUUAAAAUAUCUGAUAGAUGAGAUCAAUAACGAAACUCCAUUGCAUUCUUUUGAAGAUCUCGAACCAAAUAUUGAUAGUCUUUAUGAAUGGUUUGAAAAACUUGAAGAAACGGAAUGCAUAUUCUGUUGUAGAGGAACAAAUUGUAAUGGUCCUGUGUUACCUCCUUCAGUAACUCUUUAUUCGAAAGCUGAUGAGAAAUCAUUAAUAUUUAUAUAUAUUCGUAUUCAACAUAACGUUUAUUUGAAAGAUUUAAACACUAUCUUAGUGAUUUAG
Molecule: messenger RNA, 4225 nt
Organism: Dimorphilus gyrociliatus
Lineage: Eukaryota; Metazoa; Annelida; Polychaeta; Dinophilidae
Source: the annotation of a GenBank genome assembly